This is a messenger RNA of Paraglomus occultum, 137 nucleotides long. The record is from the annotation of a GenBank genome assembly. Lineage: Eukaryota; Fungi; Glomeromycota; Glomeromycetes; Paraglomerales; Paraglomeraceae.
GUUGGAAUUUGGAUCUUGAAAGACUAUUGAGAGAUUUAAACAAUUUCAUAUUGAAGUCAAUUUUCAUGGAGUUAGAUGAGUCAGAAGUAUUUUCAGAAAUAGGUUGUGGUGUCAUUGGGAUUGAGAUAUGUUGUGAG